UCAUCCUUCGCACAUAACCUGCUGUCAGCAACUCGAGCCUUUGUACUGCAGUUACUGUUCAAGUUUGUUAGUGAAAAUCUCACAAUACUAACAUUCACUAACGUCUUUUCUUCGGUCGAAACAAGCUAAAACAAACCGACGGUAAACAUGUCCCGAGGAAGUAGCGCCGGUUUCGAUCGUCACAUAACGAUUUUUUCACCUGAAGGCCGGCUCUACCAAGUUGAGUAUGCGUUCAAAGCUAUCAACCAGGAGGGGUUGACCUCGGUUGCCCUCAAGGGGAAAGAUGUGGCCGUAGUUGCCACUCAGAAGAAAAUUCCGGACAAGUUAAUCGAUCCCAAAACGGUGACACACUUGUACCGUAUAACCCGAAAUAUAGGUUGUGUUAUGACCGGUCGGAUUGCUGAUUCGAAAUCACAGGUGCAGCGAGCCCGGUAUGAAGCAGCCAAUUGGCGCUACAAAUACGGAUAUGAUAUGCCGGUGGAUGUGCUCUGUCGCAGGAUGGCUGAUAUUUCUCAAGUUUACACGCAAAAUGCAGAAAUGCGACCUCUGGGAUGCAGUAUGGUUCUGAUUGCGUUUGACGACGAAAAUGGUCCUUGUGUGUACAAGACGGAUCCGGCUGGAUACUACUGUGGUUACCGUGCUGUUUCUGUUGGUGUAAAGCAAACUGAAGCCAACAGCUAUUUAGAAAAGAAACUGAAGAAAAAAGCCAGUUUCACUGAAGAGGAAACCAUUCAGCUUGCUAUAACCUGCCUUUCAACGGUGCUGGCAGUUGAUUUCAAACCGUCAGAGAUCGAAUUAGGUCUAGUUACAAAAGAAAAUCCCGAAUUCCGCAUCAUGACCGAAGAAGAAAUUGAGGUUCAUUUAACAGCUAUUGCCGAGAAGGAUUAAGCUAAAAGCAUUUGAUUUUGGAAAUUCAGUUUAUUUCAAAUACGCAUUCGUUCUUAUUGAAUAAAUCUUAAAACUAUA
Messenger RNA from Malaya genurostris, 966 nucleotides. RefSeq names its product proteasome subunit alpha type-6-like. NCBI's taxonomy places the organism in Eukaryota, Metazoa, Arthropoda, Insecta, Diptera, Culicidae. Gene Ontology annotation, cellular component: cytosol; nucleus; proteasome core complex. The record is from RefSeq and is a predicted model, not a curated record. The transcript has 3 exons. Gene Ontology annotation, biological process: ubiquitin-dependent protein catabolic process. Bases 148 to 888 code for a protein of 246 amino acids.